Molecule: messenger RNA, 789 nt
Organism: Ylistrum balloti
Lineage: Eukaryota; Metazoa; Mollusca; Bivalvia; Pectinida; Pectinidae
Exons: 5
Coding region: 1-789 (262 amino acids)
Source: RefSeq, a predicted model, not a curated record
AUGAACGGUAAUUAUAACGCUAUCGAGGACGAUAUGGCGGAAUUGUUUGUCGAACAAGCAAUCUCUCAAGUCUCUCUCAACGAACUCCAAAAUGUAGAGGAGUGCAGUCGACCAGUGUCAAUCCACGAUAUAUGUGCGAACACGGACGUGUCGCGACCAACAGAGCCGGAAAAUAUGGGGAGGAGGCACCAAGUGUUGGAUUCAGAAGGGGAGGAUGAAGAUGAUGAGGAGGAAGUCCUCGUGUACUCGACACAGAUUGAUCUGUCAGAACAAACUCACCGCUCCACGAUGGCAGUUAUACAGGAGGAAGAUGUUCUCACAUCAGUAGACAUUGAUCGCCGUGUCUCCCUUCCACUCUUAGGCGCUAGUGGUACGGAGAACAGUAAAAGAAUUACCUUGUCCAAAGCAGCAAGUCACAGUGGCGUCGGAAGUACUAACUCCAUGCAGAAAUUUAUCCAAAUGUUCUCAUGGAAACGACGCACCAAGUCCGACACCAGCAAUCCUGGAAACCUGCCCGAGCUACAAGAGGAAGGAACAAAACCAGAUCAAGAAGGAAAUAGGUCGGAGCGGAGAGGGUUAUUUGGAAACAGAAAACAGCAGAAUCGAAACCGCCAAAGAAAGAGACAAGAAGUGGCGCCAAAUGUUCAUCUCACAAGCGGGGAGACCCCUCCUGCUAUGACCCCAAAAGUUUUCCAGACUUUCUUUCACAACGCGGUGGAGGGUCGAAAGGAUAUUCCAGCCAACACAGAUGAUGAUGACACCAUAGAUUUUUCAAGUUAUAUAUUGUAA